AAUCCACUUCAGGUCACCGCCAGCUACACCAUCGGACUGGGCCCUCCCUCCCGGCCCGGUCUGCAGGCAGCAAACCCUUUCGGAGAGGCAGGGUCCCCCCGCAGCCGCCUCGGGACAGGACGAGCCCUGAGGUCGCGGCUCUGGGGGCCGGCACCCCGCCCCCGGCAGGGCGCGCGCUGAUAGGACGGGGACCGGCGGGUUUGGACUACGGGAGCGAGCAGACAAACAGACGUUACACAGGAAAUUUCAAAACGGGUUUCCUCUCCACCUGCCCUGGGUCUCCACAGCAGCCUCCGGAGCCCGGCAGGGGGACCUUGGAGGAUUUGCAGCCGGCGAGGGUGCAGCCGGCGCGUCAUGCCCCGCGCGCACCUAGCCCGAGAGACGGCGGGGAUGCUGGCACUGGGGCUGCGUCCCGACACCCACCCCGGCUCCUUCGUGGGCAGCGGGACGCCGCUUCCCGACACCAGGCCCUGAGGCACAGCUGCUGCGUCUUCCGAUCCAGUCCCGGCGGCGUCUACACUGCAGACGCGCACCGCUACAGCAGCCCCGGCCGUUCCAGAUCGGCCCCCCAACCCCCGGCUCCAGGAUGGACAUGAACGUGACGCGUCCGGACAACGCCACCCUCCUGAUGCUGCGGGACCCGGCCAUCGCGGUGGUCCUGCCGGUGGUGUACUCGCUGGUGGCCCUGAUAAGUAUCCCUGGCAACUUGUUCUCCCUGUGGGUGCUGUGCCGCCACAUCGGACCCAAGACACCCUCGGUCAUUUUCAUGAUCAACCUGAGCGUCACGGACCUGAUGCUGGCCUGCGUGCUGCCCUUCCAGAUCUACUACCACUGCAACGGCAACCACUGGGUGUUCGGCGAGCUGCUGUGCAACGUGGUGACCGUGGCCUUCUACGCGAACAUGUACUCCUCCAUCCUCACCAUGACCUGCAUCAGCGUGGACCGCUUCCUGGGCGUCGUGUACCCGCUGGCCUCCGCCCGCUGGCGCUGCCGCCGCUACGCCGUGGCUGCCUGCGCCGGCACGUGGCUCCUCCUUCUGGCCGCCCUGUCGCCGCUGGCCCGCACGGACCUCACCUACGCCGUGGAGGUGCUGGGCAUCGUCACGUGCUUCGACGUGCUCAAGUCCAGCAUGCUGCCCAGCGUGGCCAUGUGGGCGGUGUUCCUCCUCACCCUGUUCGUCGUGCUCUUCCUCGUUCCCUUCGUGGUCACCGUGGCCUGCUACACGGCCACCAUCCUCACGCUGCUGCGCUCGGCCGACCGCCACGGGGAGGCCCGGAGGUCCCGCGCCGUGUGCCUGGCGGCCGUGGUGCUUCUGGCCUUCGUCACCUGCUUCGCGCCCAACAACUUCGUGCUGCUGGUGCACGUGGUCAGUCGGCUCUUCUUCGGCCGCAGCUACUACCACGUGUACAAGCUCACGCUCUGCCUCAGCUGCCUCAACAACUGCCUGGACCCCUUCGUCUACUACUUCGCGUCCCGCGAGUUCCAGCUCCACAUGCGGCACUACUUGGGCUACAGGCCCCUGCCCACUGGCAGCCCCGAGGGGCACCUCGAGAGCCUCGGCUCCGGACGCACGCUGUCCGUGCGCUCCGUGGAGGGGCUGGACGCCGCCGGCCGGCCCAGCGUCAAGCGGCAGGAGAGCGUCUUCUGAGCCGGGCGCCCCUCGGGGGCGGCGGCGGGGCAGCCGGGAGAGGGCGGCGCGGUCCUUCCCCCGCCCUGCGACAAUCCACCCGCGGUCCCUCCGGGCACUGGGAUUUGGCCACGUGCCCGUGGACAGGCCACCUCGGGCCCCGUGCUCUGGGGGCCCAUGGGUCCCUGCGACAUCACCUGUUUCCCCCGACAUCACCUGGUUCCCCCCGCCCCCCGGAGCCAAGCAAACACGGGGGCUCCCCGGCGGGGAUCAGGUUCUCCUUAAAUAUCCCCAAGCCACAGCCCCCAGACCGGAAGGUCGUCCGUCCUGGAGGUGUGGACCGAGGGUCUCUGGGCGGAUGACAAGUUUCUGAGUGUUCGCAGCUACAGCUGCACCUCCCUGACCCGCCUCGGGGUUCAGCUUGCCUCAGGGGCCCCCUCCGGGCUGUUCUCUGGCUCCGCCUCCGAGCUGAGAACCCCGGGCCACGGCAAGUCGUCCUGGGGGUCUGGAGGGGCUCCUGGCCUGACCCGUGGGAUCCUUGGAGGACCAGGGGAGAGCACUGACCACACGAGCCCGUAGCAGGUCUGCUCAGCACCUGGGACACACCUGUGCCAGCCCCACUACCUGGGCUGCUUUGGGAAGUUAAGGGGCCCAGUUCCCGGACUGCCCAGGAUGCUAAACCAGCAGGUUCCCGGGAGGCUGGGAUUUGCCUGAAAGAACAAACUUUUGGGUGCUUUGCACAUCACGAGGAGAUGCACAGGACUCAGCUCAGGGCUCUCUUGGGAAAGGAAAACAGCCCUGCAGCCUAUAAGGUGAGACUUUGGAGGGGCCGGCAGGCGGGGGCUCAGGGACCUCCAGGGUGGCUUGGCUGUGGGGCAGGUGACGUCCCCUCCGUGGGUCAGAGAUGCGGAUGGGGGUUGUGAGCUGAUGUUCUGGAAGCACCUGGUCACAUUGGAAGAGAAGCAGACAUACGUACGCUGGGGUGAACGGUGUCUCGCCAAAGUCCAUGUCCGCUGGGAACCGCAAAGUGUGACCUAUGGGAUCAGGGUGGCCCUACAUCCAACGACAGGGUCCUUCUAAGGGGCAGAAGAGGAGAGACCCAGACACACAGGAGCAGAACCGGGAAGACAGAGGCAGAGACGGGAGGGACGCGGCCACAAGCCCAGGGAAGCCCGGAGCCCCCAGAAGCUGGAAGAGGCAGGAAGGACCCUCCCCUGGAGCCUCUGGAGGGGGCGCGGCCCUGGGACGCCCUGACCCCAGACGUCUGGUCUCCAGGAUGGGGGAAGAUGCAGGUCUGUCCGGGGCUUUAGCCUGCAGUUUACGGGAACUUGUUAUGGCUGCCCUCAGACGUCUGGUCUCCGGGCUGGGGCAGGGUGCAGUCUGUCCGGGGUUUUAGCCUGCAGUUUAUGGGAACUUGUCACGGCUGCCCCAGGAGACACACACACUCUGAAAUUCUGAGGCUGAGCCUCUGGCUCCUGCUUGGGUGGCUGCAGGAGGGCCCAUGCCUGGUGCUGGCUCCCAGGGUGGGACCUGCUUUGUGGAAUCCAGUUCCUCAGCUUGGAGGUGCAGCCUGGAGGGCCCCUUCACCGUCCUCCGCCCCAGGCCACGCAGCUGGGGCAUCUCCACAGAGGACGGUGUCCGAGCCAGUGUCUGUGUUUACAGGGAGCGAGAGCCACCCUCGGGAGCCUCAGAGGCACAGCCGGACGUGCCCCUGGGGAAGGACUUGAGCCCAUGGGUGCAAGGGACGAGAAAAGGGCACGUGUCUGGGACCUGGAUGGUCCGUGCAUGGCGUGCUGUCCCCCCGCUCUUCCCGACUGUCCCAAAGGUGAACCCUAGAAAGCCAGGUCGAGGGAGCAACAGUCUGGGGGCGGAAACCCUGAGCCGGAGAGACAGUGGCACCCACGUCUGGGCGUGGGCCUCCAGCGUCUGAUGCUACAAAAGUGUGAAAAACCUCAAACCACCCUCACAGGACGUUUUUCUGCUGCUUUGAGAUUAGGCGUCACAGUUUGAAUUCAGAGGAAGCCAGUCUAGGUAGUAAUACCCUCCCCCAGUGGCUGUCACGUCCCUCCAGCCUUUAGGUCCCAGAGGGCUGUGCGAGCCCUUAUUUGGUUGGCGGCCACUCCGCCAUCCAGGGCUGUCGACGCCCCCAUGACUUCUGCCUUCUAGGGGCCCCCAGUUCCACCGAAAUUCAGGUGGUCCGACAGGGUCUUUCGAAUUGCUGGGAAUUUCCAUCCAGAACUUCAGGUGACCGUCAACCUGUCCGAGAGGUCCGUCAGAUCACCUGAAAUCCCAGGGCGGGAUUUGCCCCGCUUUCGGCCUUUUAACAAUGUUGUGUGUGUGUGUGUGUGUGUGUGUGUGUGUGUGUGUGUGUUCUCCCCACACACUCCUUCAAUCUGUUGCCCUCUUAAGCCUGCCGUAAAAGGAUAACACAUUCGCAUGUACAUAGACAUGAGAAAAAAACAAGAUGUGAUUCUGUGAUUCAGCCCUUGGGAGGGUGUGGGAGGAAAAACGCAGAGACCCAUAUCCCUGACUUCUCCCCGUGUGCUGGGCGGACAGGUUUCUCCCUCGGACUCCUGAGACCCCUGCCUGACCAAGACCCUCCCAUCUCACGGCCGAGCCGUCCCAUGACCCUCCCACCAGGCUCCCUGGAAUUUCAAGGAUGGCAGAAUCACGGUGUCCUGGGCUCCUGGCGUGAACCGGGCCAGCAGAACACGAACGGGGCACGGGUGGAACCCAGGAUUGGUUGGGUGGGAUGAUGGGGCCUUGGCUUUGUUGAAGGAGAUCCUAAAAUGCUGAAGGUGUAAAUGAAAAUGGUCCUGGGCGGAGUGCUACGAUGGUUGAUGCUUGCUCUAGAAUAUGACAGCAGAUACAAGCAUGCACAUGUACACACGCGUGCACACCCAUAUAUGCACACUUCACACACGUGUACACGUGCAUGCGCCCACGUCUCUGUGUGUGCACGCGCGUGUGUGCAUUUGUGGCGCGUAUUUGGGGACUGGAUGAACGAAAGCUGCCAGAAUGCUGAUAGCUCAUAAUGCUUGAGCCUGGGCGAAGGGAACGCGGGGUUUCAUUAUGUCAUUCUCUUUACUCGAGCCUGUUUUAAAACAUCCAUGCUCAAAACAGGUGGUUUGUUGGAAACUCUCGCACGGAGACGUUGAUUUAUUUUUUCUUCCAGCGUCUGAUCUGUCUUUGGAAACCUACACGGUUCUGUAAUGCCAAUGAGAUUCCUUAGUGCUGUUAACAUACCUCUAGGGUAGGAGUGGAUGUAAAUAAGCGUGCAGGGCGGGUUCCUAAGUGGGAUGAGAUUACUGCUGUGGGACUCACCGAUAAAGGCCCCAACGGUGGACCGGAGCUGGUGAGUUAGCCAGCAGGGAGUCGAACCCAGCGCCUGCCUCAGAGUCCCAUCCCACACCCGUGGGGACCCAGCUUUGGCUGGUAACCCCUGCCGGACAUCCCUGGCUACAUCCCUAGUUUACAG
Aethalodelphis obliquidens (Pacific white-sided dolphin) is the source of this 5105-nucleotide messenger RNA. It is a transcript of the gene P2RY8, whose product is annotated as P2Y receptor family member 8. Gene Ontology annotation, cellular component: plasma membrane. Gene Ontology annotation, biological process: positive regulation of Rho protein signal transduction; phospholipase C-activating G protein-coupled receptor signaling pathway. Gene Ontology annotation, molecular function: G protein-coupled receptor activity. The coding region runs from base 587 to 1648 and encodes 353 amino acids. The record is from RefSeq and is a predicted model, not a curated record. The transcript has 2 exons. Lineage: Eukaryota; Metazoa; Chordata; Mammalia; Artiodactyla; Delphinidae.